This is a messenger RNA of Acomys russatus (golden spiny mouse), 2344 nucleotides long. It is a transcript of the gene Map2k4, whose product is annotated as mitogen-activated protein kinase kinase 4. Gene Ontology annotation, biological process: MAPK cascade; protein phosphorylation. The transcript has 12 exons. Gene Ontology annotation, molecular function: JUN kinase kinase activity; ATP binding. Lineage: Eukaryota; Metazoa; Chordata; Mammalia; Rodentia; Muridae. The record is from RefSeq and is a predicted model, not a curated record. The coding region runs from base 16 to 1275 and encodes 419 amino acids.
UCCUCACUUCCAACAAUGGCGGCUCCGAGCCCGAGCGGCGGCGGCGGCUCCGGGGGCGGUGGCGGCACCCCGGGGCCCAUCGGGCCUCCAGCCUCCGGCCACCCGGCCGUCAGCAGCAUGCAGGCAAAUGAACUGCAACUUAUCUCUUUUACUUUAGGCUUUCAGAUAAACUUCUGUGAAAAGGCACAAAGUAAACGUAAAGCACUGAAGUUGAAUUUUGCAAAUCCACCUGUCAAAUCGACAGCACGGUUUCCUCUGAAUCCUAAUACUACAGGAGUCCAGAACCCACACAUAGAGAGACUGAGAACCCACAGCAUUGAGUCAUCAGGAAAACUGAAGAUCUCCCCUGAACAGCACUGGGAUUUCACUGCAGAGGACUUGAAAGACCUUGGAGAAAUUGGACGAGGAGCUUAUGGUUCUGUCAACAAAAUGGUCCACAAACCAAGUGGGCAGAUAAUGGCAGUUAAAAGAAUACGGUCAACUGUGGAUGAAAAAGAACAAAAACAGCUUCUCAUGGAUUUGGAUGUGGUAAUGCGGAGUAGUGAUUGCCCAUACAUCGUUCAGUUCUAUGGUGCACUCUUCAGAGAGGGCGACUGUUGGAUUUGUAUGGAGCUCAUGUCUACCUCGUUCGAUAAGUUUUACAAAUAUGUAUAUAGUGUGUUAGAUGACGUUAUUCCGGAAGAGAUCCUAGGCAAAAUCACUUUAGCAACUGUGAAAGCACUAAACCACUUAAAAGAAAACUUGAAAAUUAUUCACAGAGACAUCAAACCUUCCAAUAUUCUUCUGGACAGAAGUGGGAAUAUUAAGCUCUGUGAUUUUGGCAUCAGUGGACAGCUCGUGGACUCCAUUGCCAAGACAAGAGAUGCUGGGUGUAGGCCAUAUAUGGCACCUGAAAGAAUAGAUCCAAGUGCAUCAAGACAAGGGUAUGAUGUCCGCUCUGAUGUCUGGAGUUUGGGGAUCACAUUGUAUGAGUUGGCCACAGGCCGAUUUCCUUAUCCAAAGUGGAAUAGUGUAUUUGAUCAGCUUACACAAGUGGUGAAAGGAGACCCUCCACAGCUAAGUAAUUCCGAAGAAAGGGAAUUCUCCCCCAGUUUCAUCAACUUUGUCAACUUGUGCCUUACAAAGGACGAAUCCAAAAGGCCAAAGUAUAAAGAGCUUCUGAAACAUCCCUUUAUCUUGAUGUACGAAGAACGCGCCGUUGAGGUCGCGUGCUACGUCUGUAAAAUCCUGGAUCAGAUGCCGGCCACUCCCAGCUCUCCUAUGUAUGUCGACUGAUAGCACUGCUGCAUCAGACUCUAGAAAAAAGGGCUGAGAGGAAGAAGACGUAAAGAGUUUUCAUCCUGUAUCACAGUGUUUUUUUUGCUCGCCCAGACACCAUGUGCAAUAAGAUUGGUGUUCGUUUCCAUCAUGUCUGUAUACUUCUGUCACCUAGAAUGUGCAUCCCUGUAAUGCCUGACUGACCACAGUGUUUGUGCUGGUCAGAGAGACCUCAUCCUGCUCUUUUGUGAUGAACAUAUUCAUGACGUGUGGAAGUCAGUACGAUCAAGUCGUUGACUGUGAUUAGAUCACACCUUAAAUUCAUUUCUAGACUCAAAACCCGGAGACGCAGCUACUGGAAUGGUGUUUCGUGAGACUUCCAAAGCCUCGAAGGACACAGUGAUGGAUGUACUAUGUCUGAACAUAGAGACCUGGGCUGGAGUGAGAAGAGCUUGCACAGCCAGUGAGACACAUUGCCUUCUGGAGCUGGGAGACAACGGAGGGAUUCCCUUUUUUCACUAAGUGCAAUAGAUGUACUGAUCUGAUAUUCUGUUGCUUUACAGUCACAGUCGAUGUUUGGGGAUCGAUGUGCUCAGCCAAAUUCCCUGUUCAAAAUACCAUGUUAAAUUAGAAUGAAUCUAUCUUUACCAAAAACCAUGUUGCUUUCAGAAAGGUGAACAUUAAAACACUGAGAUGGGAUAGAAUGUGUUAUUUGUCCUUUUCCAGCCCUGCUCUUCAUUGGGAAGAUACAGGAGCCUGCCACUUGUCAUAGAAGGGUGCUGCCAACUUGAUGCUCUACCUGCCACCAACCACCAGGACUGACCGAAGGAAACAGUACUGAGGGCAAAGUUUACAGAUGUUUUUGAUUCUGCUAUCUUCUCCAGAAAGCUUGUAGCAGCUAUAGAUUUCCCCUUGGCCCCAAGCCUGGUACUUGAGCCAUCGUAACUCAUUAACAGGGAGAAGUAGCUAGUAGCAAUGUGCCUUGAUGAUUAGACGAAGAUUUCCUGUAGGCAGCAAAACACCAAAUCACAAUUCUUUGCUUCUUGCCAUCGUGGGCCAGGUCUUCAGUUUCUAAUUCAUUCCCUUC